GGACAGUGCGGUGGCACAGGGCACACGUGGCUCACCCUCCUGCCUGCUCCAGCCACUCUUCUGUCCCUCCUCGGCUCCCAGCGGCUCACGGAGCUAGAGGGACUCGUGCCGUGCCGUGCCGUGCCAGUGGCCGGGCAAAGGUCCUGCUGUGACCUCUGUCCCCAGCCCCACCCCGCGCCCCGCCAUGGAGCUGUUGGGGGCUCUGAGCCCCCCGUGGUGGCUCCUGCCGCUCCCGCUGCUGGCCCUGCUGCUCCGGGCCACGCGCAGAAACCCCUGGGACCCCCGCAAGUGUCCCACUGACCUGACGGGCAAGACAGUGAUUGUCACCGGAGCCAACAGCGGCAUCGGCAAGUGCGUGGCCAUGGAGCUGGCGCGCCGCAACGCCCGCACCAUCCUGGCAUGCCGGAGCCGGGAGCGGGGCCAGGCGGCCGUGCAGGAGAUCCGGGCGGCCACCGGGAACCCGGCGGUGCUGCUGCGGCUGCUGGACACCGGCUCGCUGGCCUCGGUGCGCGCCUUCGCCGCCGCCGUGCUGCGGGAGGAGCCGCGCCUGGACGUGCUGGUCAACAACGCCGGCGUCACCGGGCUGCCCUUCACCAUCACAUCAGAGGGCUUGGAGCAAACCUUUGCCACCAACUACCUGGGCCCGUUCCUGCUCACCAACCUGCUCCUGGACCUCCUGAAGACCUCGGCGCCCGCCCGGGUGGUGAACGUGUCGUCGUUCCGGCACAGCGUGGGCACGGCCGACAGCGGGUACCUGACGGGGCAGCGGUGCCCGGGCGGCUACGACGCCGCCUACAACAGCACCAAGCUGAUGAACGUGCUCUUUACCGCCGAGCUGGCACGGCGCCUGCAGGGCACAGGGGUGACGGCCAACGCGCUGAGCCCCGGCGUGGUGAGCACCAGCAUCAUGCGCCACUUCGGCUGGCCCGUGCGGGCGCUCUUCGUCCUCCUCCGUCCCUUCAUGAAGGUGAGCGGGGCCGGGUCCUGCCCAUCCUGGGGCCAGCAGGGUGGGAGGGGGGUGCCAGCCCCCUCCUCACCCCCGUUCCCCCGCAGUCGGCCGAGCAGGGCGCUGCCAGCACCAUCUUCUGCGCCAUCUCGGAGGAAGCCGCGGGCAUCACCGGCAAAUACUUCGACAGCAGCUGCCGGCUGGCGCUGCCCUCGGAGGCCGCCCGCGACGCCGCGCUGGCACGGAAGCUCUGGGAGGCAUCGGAGCGGCUGACGGGGCUCACGGAGCACGACUGAGCCACCGCGAUGUCACCCCUCGGCGCGGGAAUGGGGACACGGAUGCUCUGCUCCCCCUGUGCUGCCGAGGGGACGACACGGCGCCGGCCAGCUGUGACUGUGACACUUUUAUUAAAAAACCCGGCGCUA
This is a messenger RNA of Haemorhous mexicanus (house finch), 1371 nucleotides long. Its product is annotated as retinol dehydrogenase 13-like. NCBI's taxonomy places the organism in Eukaryota, Metazoa, Chordata, Aves, Passeriformes, Fringillidae. The record is from RefSeq and is a predicted model, not a curated record. Bases 185 to 1219 code for a protein of 344 amino acids. The transcript has 5 exons.